GUAACGACUUAUACUACUUUAAUUCAUGGUCAUUGCCUACAUGGUUGAAGCUAUCCACCUAUUCAAGAAAAUGAAACAAAAUGGAUUGAAACCCACAACAGUUACUUACACUAUUCUAUUAAGGGGACUAUACAGAGAUGGAAGAAUGAAGACUGCACAGAGGUUUCUUAAUGAGAUGCAAACUUUUGGUGCAUCUCCAGAUGAAGUGACAUACACUACCAUCUUGGAUGGUCUCUGCAAGAAUGGAAAAAUUGAGGAGGCAGUGGAAUUGUUUGAAUUCGUGGAGGGUGCAGGAGUCUCAGUUAAUAAUUACAGGUAUAGCAUUCUUAUUCAUGGUUUGUGUCAGGUUGGCCCAUUGGAAGAUGCGAGAAAGUUGUUCAAUGAGAUUCCAAACAAAGGAUUUGUUCCUGAUGUAGUAACAUAUACCACAAUGAUCAACGGCCUCUGUCGUAACCAGAUGUUAUUGGAGGCUGAAAAACUAAUCAUGGAAAUGGAAGACAAGGGUUGUUUACCAAAUGUUCGAACAUAUAAUAGUAUCAUUCAGGCUUUUCUUAUAGCAAAGGAGACCAACAAGGCAUUGCAUUUUCUUCGCAAGAUGCGUGAAAAAGAAUUUGUACCGAAUGAUUCUGUUACUUCCUUUUUGAUGUACACUCUCUCAGCAGAUGAGCUAAAAGAAAUUGUAGUUUCUUUGUGACGUAACAGCGAUAAUGUGAAUCUUCAUUAUGAGAAAAUCAAUGCAUAAAGCUUUUGUCCUUGGUA
Papaver somniferum (opium poppy) is the source of this 759-nucleotide messenger RNA. Its product is annotated as pentatricopeptide repeat-containing protein At1g63330-like. The transcript has a single exon. The record is from RefSeq and is a predicted model, not a curated record. Bases 26 to 694 code for a protein of 222 amino acids. Gene Ontology annotation, molecular function: protein binding. Lineage: Eukaryota; Viridiplantae; Streptophyta; Magnoliopsida; Ranunculales; Papaveraceae.